Molecule: messenger RNA, 1010 nt
Organism: Fusarium vanettenii 77-13-4
Lineage: Eukaryota; Fungi; Ascomycota; Sordariomycetes; Hypocreales; Nectriaceae
Exons: 3
Coding region: 78-734 (218 amino acids)
Biological process (GO): Golgi organization; intracellular protein transport; endoplasmic reticulum to Golgi vesicle-mediated transport
Cellular component (GO): endoplasmic reticulum; COPII-coated ER to Golgi transport vesicle; Golgi apparatus
Source: RefSeq, a predicted model, not a curated record
CUCGACCAUAAACGACAGAGGCGAGAGAGAGAAAGCCACCUCUACCAGGCAUUCUUUCGUCACUCAGUACCACGACCAUGGCCCUCCAACGCUCGCUGCUGCAGUAUCUCUGCAGCGUCCUGCUGCUCGUCGGCGCUGCCAGCGCUCUCAAGUUCGACCUGAUCGCAACCGCCGAGGGCUCCAAGAAGGAGCGUUGCAUUCGCAACUUUGUCGGCAAGGACACACUUGUGGUGGUUACGGCGACCGUUGAUGGAUUCAAGGGCGAUGGCAUGAUGGUGAACCUUUAUAUUCGCGAUGCCGUUGGCAACGAGUACGGUCGCCCUAAGGAUGUUGUUGGCGAGUCGAGGACUGUCUUUACCUCUCACGCCGACGCUGCCUUUGACGUUUGCUUCGAGAAUGUCUUUACUGGCUCCAAGCGAAUCAACAACCCUACCCGCCACAUCGAGCUCGACAUUGACAUUGGUGCCGACGCCAAGGACUGGUCCGCCAUCCAGGCCACCGAGAAACUCAAGCCCCUCGAGGCCGAGCUCCGCCGCAUCGAGGAGAUCACGACCGAGCUUGUCAACGAGAUGGAGUACCUCCGCGCCCGAGAGCAGAAGCUGCGAGACACCAACGAGAGCACCAACAACCGAGUCAAGUGGUUCGGCGUCGCCACCACCUGGCUGCUCAUCGGCCUCUGGGCGUGGCAGAUCAUGUACCUCCGCGCUUACUUCCGGUCAAAGCAUCUGAUCUAGAGACUAGACUUGCUGUUUUUAAGAAAUGCGUGCGCGACACUGUCUGAGGAGGAACCACACUUCUCCCUGUUGGAGAGGAUAGACGGCCUCGUGCUGCUUGUGUGUAAUUGUGUAGGUGGUUUGAGUUUCCGGGCAUGCUGGCGUUUUAAUCCGUGGCAUGUACAUGGUCGGGAAGGGAAAACAAGACUAGGCCUAUCCGAGCUGAGGCUUGAUUGACGAGCUGAGUGUAACAAAAGUCAUGACAGAGCAAUAAUUUAUGUCCAUAUACAUGAUUUC